AUGGCUGGCUCUCCAAGUAAGUAUGCACCUCUCUCUCACUCUGUUAAAAUAAAACCCCUUGCUUCUUCUCUUCCCCAAACCACUCCAAUAUACACCACCUCUAAAACUCCUCCCUCAACCACCAGAACCUCUAACUCACCCUCACUUAAAUUCAACCUCGCUACCACCACACUACCUGUUUCUGAAGCAGAAAUGUUGAAUGAAACGACUUCACCAUCAUCAUCACCAUAUCCACAAUCCCCACUAUACUACAUACUCUCCUCUGACAACGAACCAUCUGACCCCCAAUCCCCCACUCUGGCUCAGCUACAAGCCCGUGCUCUGGCCUCUCAACAGCCAUCACACUCUGAACCUGAACCAGAAGUCACUUCCCCACCUCCUAAACAUCAAAAUCCAACUAUAUCUGAACAACCUCAAACACCACCACCUGCACAACAACCAAAUCCACCUCCUGAACAACCAAUCAACUCUGAACCGCAACUAACCCACUCACCAUCUGAACCAAACCCACAACCUGAACAAAUAACACAAUCACCUUCUGCCAUUCCCACACCCACAACUUUUGUUGCCUCCAUAACUCCCACACUAAAUCUCAGUGCCCUAAACUCACCUUCUCCAUCCUCCCCAGCCUCUGCCACUAAACCAGAGACUACCCUCCCUACCCUAGAAGAAGCAAUAUAUGUUUUUGCAGAGUCUUCAAUAGAGAAGGUCAAGUCUCUGACCAUCAAUUCUGGCAUUAGUGAUGAUCCCUCUGCAGCUGAGGCAAUAGCUAAAGCCAAAGCUAAAGAAGCAACUCGUAUAGCUGCAGAAGAAGCUGCCAAAGCCAAAACUGACCCUCUAACUCAAGGGGAGGACUCCAACUCUGGGUUUUUCCCUCUGGUCUUGAAGAUUCUAGAGGAACUACAGAAAGAAUAA
Molecule: messenger RNA, 915 nt
Organism: Lathyrus oleraceus (garden pea)
Lineage: Eukaryota; Viridiplantae; Streptophyta; Magnoliopsida; Fabales; Fabaceae
Product: proline-rich receptor-like protein kinase PERK2
Exons: 2
Coding region: 1-915 (304 amino acids)
Source: RefSeq, a predicted model, not a curated record